Tachysurus vachellii is the source of this 1023-nucleotide messenger RNA. RefSeq names its product geminin DNA replication inhibitor (gene gmnn). The coding region runs from base 144 to 833 and encodes 229 amino acids. The transcript is spliced from 7 exons. Gene Ontology annotation, biological process: negative regulation of cell cycle; negative regulation of DNA replication. Gene Ontology annotation, cellular component: nucleus. The record is from RefSeq and is a predicted model, not a curated record. NCBI's taxonomy places the organism in Eukaryota, Metazoa, Chordata, Actinopteri, Siluriformes, Bagridae.
GAUUCCUCGAGUCACGUGAUCAAAUUCUACUUAAGCUUGUGGCGCGCAUGAGCCUGUUCAUAUUUGAGCGCUGUACGUGAACGUAGCGUGUCAAAGACGUUAAGCAGUAAAGUCGCUACGGUUGUAUUAAGAUAUCUGAAGAAAUGAGUUCUGUCAGAAAAUCGAAGCAAGUGGAGAAUCCAAGUGAAAAUUUAAAGAAUUUUUUUACAGCACAAACAUCAGGGGUAACUUCCAGGAGAACACUUCAAGUCCUCCAGCCAUCUGCUGUCAAUAAGCCUCUUGGGAAGAAAAUUGAGUCUGGGAAGGCUGUUCCUAAGAGGAAGCUAUGGGGUGCUGUCCAGGUUAAGGGAUCAAAGAGGGUUAAAGCUGAAGUGGCAGUGAAACCCAUAGACCCAGAAAAUGAAAACCAAACUGAAGGAAUCUCUCAGGAAGCUUAUGAGCUUAUGGUCAAAGAAACCCCUACUACUAUUUACUGGAAGGAACAGGCAGAGGUGCGACGGAAAGCGCUUUUCAAUGUUCUCCAGGAGAAUGAGAAGCUCCACAAAGAAAUUGAAGCCAAAGAUGAGAAGAUUGCUAAGUUGCAAAAUGAAAAUGAUGAACUUCAGGAGCUAGCACAGCAUGUGCAACACAUGGCUGACAUGAUUGAGCGGCUAACUGGUAAAAGUCCCGACAACUUGGAAGAACUGCGAGAAAUUGCCUUGGAUGCAGAAGAUGAAGAUGACUAUCCAAAGUGUAAAAAUGAAGACUCUGGAAGUGAGGAAAAGGACACAGAUGGUGCAGAGGAUGUAGGGACUGAAGUGGAUGACCCUGAUCCAGAUGAUGCAUCAGAGUAGCAUUUAAAGUUGUGCCUUGGACAAUUGAGAACUGUGACGCGAGAUGCUGUUAAGUUUGAUUGAACUUUUGUUUUCUCAACAAGUGAUGUGCAAUUUAUCUUUAAGGUUUUUUUUUUUUUUUUUUUAAUGUAAUCUUAAUGCCUAAAGAUUUGAACUUAAUGGUGGUUAACAUGUUAUCUGUACAUAUGUA